Fusarium graminearum PH-1 is the source of this 1530-nucleotide messenger RNA. RefSeq lists its product as uncharacterized. The coding region runs from base 1 to 1530 and encodes 509 amino acids. The record is from RefSeq and is a predicted model, not a curated record. The transcript has a single exon. Lineage: Eukaryota; Fungi; Ascomycota; Sordariomycetes; Hypocreales; Nectriaceae.
AUGACAUCCGUUUCAACCCACCCGUUUGUUGAUCAGCUCCCAGUCAAUGGUGCCACUUGUGCUUCUAGGGCUGAAGAGACUUUGGCACAGUUGGAUGGACUCUUUGCCGGCUUUGUUUUCCUACAUGAAAUAGAACCCGCUACCACGUGCACAAACAGCCUUCGAAAUGGCCGUUCGAGGCAACCUCAAGUCGGAAGAGCUCCCUGGACCAACACAACAGAUGGACAGCCUUGUCGCGCCCGCGAUAUGGCCUGGUCCUCCAUCCGGGCUAUUCGCAACGAAAUGGAAACUCUUUGGAGCCAGUUUGUCAACGUUGCGGGCAAUCUGGAAAACGUCGCUGUCAACAGAAUUCUUGCUGACUACCAAGACGCCAAGGGGCUCCAACAAACAGGCGCCGUCGCUCUCCGAAACAUCUUCAGUGGGCCUGUUCCGAACGAUCUACGCAAGGUUUUUGCUUUUUGCUGCUUGUCUUAUGUUGCUUCGCAUCUCUUGUGCGCCAGAAACAUGCUGGCCCAAGGUGACAUCCUUGCUGGUCUUCGACAAUGGCUGUAUGCCCUAGACAGAGAAGAUGAGCGGGAGGCUUUCAAGCUGCUUGUUCAACACCUUUGGCCUGAAGCUCAGCAUCAUUUACACUCCAUGGACUCGGUACAUCCUUUCCAAUCCGGAACAAUAGACCCUUCUCUAAUCAACAUCCAACCAACAGUGAUGUCUCCGAUCAACAUUCAAAACUCCGCCUAUCCACAGCAGGACCCUGAAUUUUCUCUUGAUCUUUUGGACAUCUCUAACCUUGAUCUGGGUUCACAAUCACAUCAUUUGCAAGGUUACGACCCGCGGCCAUCGUGCCCUUUUAUAAGGUCAUGGACGCCGAUGCAAUUGCCCUAUGAUGCAUCACGACAAUCGCCAUACGAUGCCGAUCCGCCGUUCUCAAUCCCCUCAAACGACCCCGAAACGUCGAACCACCUUCAGCAAACCUCUGUAUUUAGAGCCGUGUUACAGUAUGUCCAAGAGAACGCUGACUUCUGGUACAACAUUGCUGGUCGCGGACUGGUAUCAAGGGAUUUCCGGGAGUGCCUUGCCUGGAGCCAGGAGAGGCUGUCACGAAAGAUGGAGAUACAAAGAUCUUUCAUUCACCCCUUGCUGCUAGAAAAGGCGAAACGCGACUUGGUAUCCCGAGGUAUUAUCACCAUCAUCGAAGCCUUUGUCGAGCGAGGAUUACUGCAGAAGCGACAGGAAAUCGAAUUCUACAUACAACUUGCUGGAACUGUGCGCAAUAACAAACCCCAGAAUUCGUCCUUGGCUAAUUGUUUCCAGUGUUUGUUCGAUGAUCAAGUGUCAUUUCGAGAGUUCUGCGAUUGGAUCUAUGGCUUUCGUCAAACCUCACCGCCGCUUUCUGUACCUAUGAUGCAGACUUCGACUUCUGAGUUCGUUAACCCUAGUCAUGUUCUUUGUAAAAAGUCUGCUGACAAACUAUUAGAAAGCCCUACUCAUGUAGCCUGUGUUGGUACAGAAGUUCUCGAUCCAGCAAUUUGA